AUGAAGGGAAAAAAUAAAUUUAUAAUAUCUAUUAAAAUUAUUCGCAUAUUAUCUAAAUAUUUUUUUAACAUAUUCAAUACUGAUAAUACUUUUAUUACAAGAAAAGAACGCUUACUGGCUAAAAAUAUAUUCCAAGGAAAAUAUAAACAAGAAGCUUUAAAAGUUAAUUUAAAACUUUUUAACCCAAAAUAUACUAUAAACAAUGGUUCGCAUAAAAUAGUCUCUAUAUAUAAUGAUAUGGAAUUACUGGAUGAUUGUGUUAAUGGAUUAUUAAUAGAUAAACCUGAAAAGUUUAAUAAACAUGUAGUAAAAACAGAAAUAUCGAAUAAAACAUUAGAAAGAGCCAUAUUUAAUGAUUACCCUAAAUUGCAUGCUAUUCCAUUAAGUAAUAAUAUUGCUUCCAUAUUGUGUGAUUAUACUGGGAAAAGAAUAAAAGAGAUUGCUCUUGAAUCCACAAAUAAUUCUUUAGUUAUUAUUUUAACACAUAAAUGCAAUUCAAAUCUGUACGGUAAAUAUACAGAGUUAAAUAAUGUAGCAUUUCUUACUAUAAUGGUUAUAUGUUUGUCACAAAUAUUAUAUAUUAUCGGGAAAUUUGAUUUCUUAGAUAAAAAUAAAACACCUGAAAUGAGAGAAAAAGAAUUAGCCAAGGAAAAAAAAUUGGAAAUUAAGAAAAAGAGAGAGAAAGAUAUGCUAAAAUAUAAAGAAAUACUAAAAAAGGAUGGAAUAAAAGAUUUGGACACUUAUAUGAAGUACUAUAAGCAAAGAUAUUAUAGUAAGAGAGGAAUAGGAAAAUUUGACAGUUACUGUGAAAAAUAUAUAUUCGAUAAAAUUGAUAAAAUAGAUAAAAUUGCAAGAAAUGCCAAUGGAGAAAAUACGAUUUUAAAAAAAGAAAUGUGUAAAAAAUAUAUAUUAUAUGGUAUUCUACUUUGUCUAUUUGAAUUAACUGGAAUGAUUUUUGCAGUUUUUGAUAGGAUUAUGGGGAAUAGUAAAACUGGUCAUAGUAUUUUGAGAGUUAUGGAAUUACCAGAUCCAGUUUUAAAUACUUAUUCUACCUUUUUUAUAUCACUUUCUUUUGCAAUUUUAGUAUCCAUAAUUUACAUAAUGAUUAAGGUUGUUAAACAUGAUCGUUUAAAAGCAAGGAAACAUAAUAUGAAUUUAAAGGAAUAUUGUACUUUUUGCAAAGAAGUGUUAACUAAAUAA
Molecule: messenger RNA, 1200 nt
Organism: Plasmodium gonderi
Lineage: Eukaryota; Apicomplexa; Aconoidasida; Haemosporida; Plasmodiidae
Product: Plasmodium exported protein, unknown function
Exons: 2
Coding region: 1-1200 (399 amino acids)
Source: RefSeq, a predicted model, not a curated record